AGUCUUCGUUACUGUGAGCAUUUUUGUUAGCUUCUUCUUCUAUUAGAGUUAGAGGAGGGGGCAGCUUGAAGCUGGAGAGUCAUUCAAUGUAACUUCUGGAUCAUUUGCUUUAGUAGUGUUUUCUUCUGUAUGGCUGGAUAACGAGGACGACCCAGCUGCCAUAUUCUCCAAACCCAUGUUACUAAUUGCAAGGAAGUAUGGAGAAACCCUUACAGCCUUGUGAAGAUACACUUUUGUCUUUGUUGUCUCUUGGUUUGCAGCUGCACCGGAACUCUGCUCGUUCUUCUUCCUGGGCUUCCUCUUCUCACUUGUGGACUGCUGGCUUCUUUUCUUCGCCGCUCUUGGUGCUUUUGGAUGAGAAUUCCAGUAGUUCUUAAUCUCAUUGUCGGUUCGACCUGGAAACCUUUUAGCAAUGAGAGACCAACGAUUUCCAUGUCAAAAUUUUUCAUGGACUUUCUACGUGUUGGUGAAAUUAAGCGAGUGAUUUGAAUUACAUAUUCGCGAGAUUAUCAUCUAUCUCCGCACAACCAACACGUCCUGCAUUUCCACUCCCGCCAAAAUUACCGUUCGGAUCCUAAUUAAUUUCCAUUUCAAAUCCGUAACUGACGCUAUUUAUACAUCUCUGUAGUCCACAGUGCACUCAUCUUUCAAAAUUCAAAGCGCAUUGCAUGUUUUCCCUCUUACAAUCCUCUCUCGCUGAAGAAAUCAUGAAAGGACCAAGAGCUGUUGCGAUCGCUCACAAGAAACCUGAUGCAGAAAUUUUGAGGAAACGCAAGGGAGAGAGCAAAACUACAAAGGAGAGAGCGAGGAGGAAGAAGGAUUCUGAUGUUCCCAAGCGUCCUCCCGGUGCUUUCUUUAUCUUCAUGGAGGACUUUAGAAGGUCAUUCAAAGAAAAUCAUCCUGAUAACAAAUCUGUUUCAGCUGUAGGGAAAGCCGGUGGGCAAAAAUGGAAGUCAAUGUCUGAUGCUGACAAAGCUCCAUAUGUUGAGAAGGCCAAAAGCAGGAAAGCAGAUUAUGUGAGAGCUGCUGAAGCUCACAAGAAAAAACUUAAUGGCAGUGGGGCUGAUGAAAAGCCCGAGGACUCUGGGAAAUCCACUUCUGAGGUCCAUGAUGAGGCUGAGGAAGAAUCCAGCUCCUAGAUAGAUCUCGGAGUUGUUUUGGAAUCAGUGUGUGUACAGUGGUGAAGUAAUCGUCAACUGAAAUAGUUGUAUGCUUCUUUUUCGCAUGUUAGUUUCCGUUGGUUUUUCAUGACUUCAAAGCCAACUCCUGUGCUGCAAACUUAUCGUCUAUUACAGUUUCCUUCGUGUCUUUUGUUAU
Mangifera indica (mango) is the source of this 1317-nucleotide messenger RNA. Its product is annotated as high mobility group B protein 3-like. The record is from RefSeq and is a predicted model, not a curated record. Bases 669 to 1139 code for a protein of 156 amino acids. Lineage: Eukaryota; Viridiplantae; Streptophyta; Magnoliopsida; Sapindales; Anacardiaceae. The transcript has 7 exons.